UCCUCCUCCUGAACUGGAGCUGGGCUGUCCUCCUCCUCCUCCUCCUCCUCCUCCUCCUCCUGGUGUACAGGCGCGUGAAGCUGCAUUUCUGACAUUUCUCUGUCAAACUGCGGGCGGCUCCGUGCUGGACUCCCUCUGAGAAGAAAACUCUUCAGAGAAUUCCGGCUGCUUCUUUCUGCUCCUCCCACCCAAACCGCCAAAAUCUAACCAUCCCCCGAUGGAGCGCGUUCAGCACAUGACCAAGUCGGCCAUCCGGCGGGCGUCCCAGAUUGAGGUGAACCCCCAGGCCAAGAGGAACCUGCAGGAGCUGUUUGUGAACUUCACACUCAUCCUCAUCUGCCUGCUCCUCAUCUACAUCAUCGUUCUGCUGAGCAGCUGAGGCAUGCCGCCCCCACGCCACGCUCAAGGUCGCAGGAGGAGCUCCAGCCAGCAGCAGCUGUCCCCACAGGACUGACCCGCCAGGGUCAUGUGAUCAGAUGUUCAACCCCCCCUGCUUACACCUGACCUGAUCCUGCAGAUGUUUCAUGAUCCUCCUGAUCAUUCAAGUACACAAACAAAUCUCUAAUGGACUCCAUUUCCCAUGAGCCUCGCUGCUCGCUGUUACCUUCCUGAUGUGAUUCUGAAAUACUUCCUGACAGGUUUAGAAAUGUCAAUAAUUAAAACAUGUUUUUGAAUGACUGGCGCCUCCUAGUGGCUGAACCCCCACAGUGCAUGACACUCGAAGCCUGAUUUCUGGAUUCAGUUUUGACGCAAAAAUGAGAUUUUCCUUUUUAUGCUUGUAACUUUUGUGAUAAAUGAAAGGAGGACGGUUUUAUCACCAUGUUUGUCAGCAUGUCUGCAGGAAAUAAGAGGCAGCAGAAACAUAAUCAGUUUGUAGUGAUGUGUAAACAGAAAUGUUUGUGUUUGUAUCCUUAAUAAUGAACACACAAUUAAAGACGUUCAACAUCUAUA
Messenger RNA from Oryzias melastigma (Indian medaka), 951 nucleotides. RefSeq names its product phospholamban (gene pln1). Gene Ontology annotation, biological process: negative regulation of calcium ion import into sarcoplasmic reticulum; negative regulation of heart rate; negative regulation of ATPase-coupled calcium transmembrane transporter activity. The record is from RefSeq and is a predicted model, not a curated record. The transcript has 2 exons. Gene Ontology annotation, molecular function: ATPase inhibitor activity. NCBI's taxonomy places the organism in Eukaryota, Metazoa, Chordata, Actinopteri, Beloniformes, Adrianichthyidae. Gene Ontology annotation, cellular component: membrane; sarcoplasmic reticulum. The coding region runs from base 218 to 379 and encodes 53 amino acids.